AAUUAUGACACUUCACGGCUGAUCGUCCGGGGAUUUUUACAAAUUUCUGAAAAUAUAAGUUGAUUAUAGAUUGCUUGCUAUGGACAUCGCAAAAAUCGUCAAAAACUUUAAAAUUAAAGAUGAAGUAGAAGUCAAGUACAAAUACAUUAACGUGUUUAAGAACCCAAAUAAAUUGCCAAUCAAUCAGAUUCACUUGGAGAAAAAUGUGGUGACAUUGCGUCAAAUGAUAUUAAAGAAUAUAGAUAUCACAGAGUUAAGCGACAAUGAAGCAUUCAAAAAGUUUGUUGAACAACAGAAAGAAAUCAUUCCUGCCUUGGACAAACGAUGGCUCCCAAAAUGUGUCUUAUAUCCAUUUGAACCAUAUGUUUUCACACUUCCCCCUGAGGAAAAUAAAACAUUCUUAAGUAGCAACUUGUUGUAUUCACGUAGUCUGGAUUAUCUAUUAAAAUGUAACUAUCACCAAUUUUGGUGCACUAUUCUCUAUGAGCCCACAGCAGCAAUAUGUCUAAGAAGUUUUAUUCUUAACCCCAUUUCCAAUUUUCAAUGUUCCUAUUUGGAGGGAGAUGAUUUGUUGCUUUUUAGAGAGAUUUUAGACAAGUAUUUAUUGGUUUAUCAAAGACUGUUAAACUUUAAGGCUACUGAGACAGAAUACAUGCCUUCUGAAUAUGGUUUAAAGUUAAUAAUAGAUGUUAAGUUACUAAACCUGCCAAUUGUGAUAACUUUAGCCUUCCUAUACAAAGACAUAAACCUUACUUUUGUAAAUAAACUUACAAAUUUAUACUUUAACAAUACAUCACAGCUGGACUUUCAAAUCAAAGAAAUGGAGGAAAUAUUGAAACAAGCUGUUAUGAUCAUGGAAAUGAUAGGUGGGAAUAUUUGCGGAUUUGACAAAGAUGCUGUUGUGGUUCCUCUAUCUAUAGAAAAAAGGCCUGCGAUAUUUAGUUUGAGCUGGGUUUAUUCUGUUGUCAAUUAUUUACUAUACACUAUAUCCACAGUAAAUGUGUUGUUCGAAUUUUACAAGCCCUCUAUUGAGAUGGCGCUAAAUCUCGAUUUACCAUACAGAAUGCCAUAUACAUAUGUGAAUGUGUACAGAGAAUUAUAUGAAAUGUUGUAUGACAGGCCCGAAAUAGAGGCGGAAAAAGAACUAAGUAGACGAAUUUUCGAUGAAAUAAAUCUUGGCAGGUCGCAGUUUAUUGAUAUGUACCAUGUUUUUAUUUCAUAUUGCCUUGACAAAGCAUUGGAGAGCAUGGGUGAUAGUAAACAACAAGAAGAAUUGGUUGAAAUAUACCUAAAAUUAUUAACUACCGCUCUUGAAGAUGACUACUUUAUCUGUGAUUAUGAUUUAAAGUAUAAUGUUUCCAAUAUGAAUGAAGUUUUUGAAAGUUGUACACCUAUUGAUCCAACGAGGACCCAAUUUAUAAGUUCCUGUCUACAAAAACACAGUCGACACAAAAAACUAGAAAAAAUAACCAAACUAAGCAGAAAAACUAUAGAGGACGUCUUCAAAGAGUUUAAACCAAUAGAAAAAGAGCCUGAACUUCAGUUUACACUACCACCACCUGUUGAAGUCAAACAAACAAGUCAAGGGCCGUCUGAUAACAAAAUAGAACAACUAAUAAAGGAUAUAAUCGACAUGUUCCCACACUUGGGCGACGGUUUCGUACUAAAAUGCCUGGAGGCUUACAACUUUAAUUCCUCCGACGUCAUUAAUGCAAUUUUGGAGGAGAAUUUACCUCCUCACUUGUAUGAAAUUGCGUUUGACACUAUAAGAAUCCCUCCUGAACCUGAGCCAGAGAAGCCCAUAUUGGCUUUCAAGGGCAAAAAACCUGGAUAUGACGACGCGCUCAAGUUAUUAAACGAUAAAUCCGACAUGAAGGAGAUAAAAACAUACGUUCUUGAAGGAGUGCAAUAUUCAAUCGACAAUUCGUAUGAUGACGAGUACGACGACAGAUACGACGAAUUGGACCCCAUUAAAGUUGACGACGGCCCUCUCUCGGAAGAAAGAACAACUUUCAAUCCAAACCGAGACGACCUGGCGAGCGAUACGAGCUAUUCCAGUGAAGAAGAAUACGACGACCAAGGAAAAUCCGUGGACCCGAAAAAUAAAAACUUCUGCGAAGAUCCCGCCCUAGUUCGUGCAAGAAGGGAGCAGCGCUUCCUCAGCAAAAAUCCGCAUUUGAGCCAACCCAAGAAAAAAGACGUGGUUGGUAACGCCAAGGGCCAAGGUCAGGACAAAACGGUCCUGCAAAAUAGACAAAAGAAGAACACCAAUAAAUCUUCCAAGGCCAACCAUAGCCGCAAAAGUGGGGCGCAAUUUAAAAGAAAUAAAGGAAUGAUUCCAUCUUAAAAAUGCCUCUGUUUUCUGUUGGAGUAUUACCUACUGUUAAAAUUUUGUUUUUUGUUCUUAUUUAAAGAAUAUUUAUUUUAUUUUUAA
Molecule: messenger RNA, 2434 nt
Organism: Brassicogethes aeneus
Lineage: Eukaryota; Metazoa; Arthropoda; Insecta; Coleoptera; Nitidulidae
Source: the annotation of a GenBank genome assembly